Necator americanus (New World hookworm) is the source of this 531-nucleotide messenger RNA. RefSeq lists its product as uncharacterized. The record is from RefSeq and is a predicted model, not a curated record. The coding region runs from base 1 to 531 and encodes 176 amino acids. The transcript has a single exon. Lineage: Eukaryota; Metazoa; Nematoda; Chromadorea; Rhabditida; Ancylostomatidae.
AUGACGCUGAGCGCCAAAGGAGUCAUCGGGAGCCACAGGGAGACUUCACAGCAGCGCAGUAUCCAUUGGCAAGCAAACGCAGAGCAACAACGACAAAGGCGACAGAACGAAAACGAGGAGCAACGUUCGGUCAGACGCUCAGCUAAUGCAACACUUCAGGAAAAUAGACGCCAAAGCGAAGACGUUGAACAGCGUUUUGCUCGGCAGAUGGCAAAUGCAGACCGCCAGCAAAGGAGACGCCAAAAUGAGAACGAUGAACAGCGGUCUGCAAGACUACUGGGAACUCACAACGCCAGCAAAGGAGACUCCAAAACGAGAACGAUGAGCAACGGUCUGCAAGACUACUGUCAAAUGCUCAACGUGAACAAAGGCGGCGUGAAAAUGAGAGUUCUGAGCAACGUUCAACAAGACGCCCUGCAAACUCUGAGCGCCAACGAAUGCAACGACAGAAUGAACCAGAUGAACAGCGCGCUGAACGCUUACGCAACGACUCCGAAAGACAUAUUCGGCGUAAUGCCGCGCCUGAAAUGA